AUGGCAGAGGUUGGAGUCGGGAGCUUGCUAGUGGAUCCUGUUUUUAAUUACCAUGAGAACGAACUCAACGACCGACUGAAACGGCUGUACCCGGCUGUGAAUGAAGAAGAAGCACCUUUACCCCGAUCCUGGAGCCCCAAGGAUAAAUACAGCUACAUUGGGCUGUCACAGAACAACCUGCGAGUCCAUUACAAAGGUCACGGGAAGAACCAUAAGGAUGCAGCGUCAGUUCGUGCUACACACCCCAUUCCAGCAGCCUGUGGGAUUUAUUACUUUGAAGUGAAGAUUGUCAGCAAAGGUCGAGAUGGGUACAUGGGCAUAGGUCUGUCUGCACAAGGGGUCAACAUGAACAGAUUACCUGGUUGGGACAAACACUCUUAUGGUUACCACGGAGAUGACGGGCACUCCUUUUGCUCCUCUGGGACAGGGCAGCCGUACGGGCCCACGUUCACCACGGGGGAUGUGAUCGGCUGCUGCGUGAACCUAAUCAAUAACACAUGCUUUUACACCAAAAACGGCAUCAGCUUAGGUGUAGCCUUCACAGACCUCCCCCCGACAUUGUACCCCACUGUGGGCCUGCAGACUCCCGGUGAGAUUGUAGAUGCUAACUUUGGCCAACAGCCUUUUGUCUUUGACAUUGAGGACUACAUGAGUGAGUGGAGGGCUAAGAUCCACGGCAUGAUCGCUCGCUUUCCCAUUGAAGAGCGACUAGGAGAGUGGCAAGGGGUUCUGCAAAAUAUGGUGUCUAGUUAUCUGGUGCAUCAUGGGUAUUAUGCCACCGCAACCGCCUUCGCCAGAGCCACACAGACCACGAUACAAGAGGACCAGUCAUCAAUAAAAAACAGACAAAGAAUACAGAAGCUGGUGCUGGCAGGUCGUGUGGGUGAAGCCAUAGAAGACACUCAGCAGCUGUACCCAGGGCUGUUGGAUCACAACCCCAACCUUCUUUUCAUGUUGAAGUGUCGUCAGUUUGUAGAAAUGGUCAACGGUACAGACAGUGAAGUCCGGCGCUUGACCGUCCGCUCUCCCAAGUCGCAGGACAGUUACCCGGGGUCUCCAAACCUCAGUCCUUGUCGUGGACCAAACAGCACACCCCAGCACACUAGAGGAACAGACAGUCCCACCUGCAGUAACGGAGUGACCCCUCCCAACAAGGCAAAGCUUCAAGGGACUGUGGGCAGUAGCAGGUUUCCCAGUGCAUCCUCCUCAGCCUCUUCCUCCACCUCCUCUUCUCCUUCAUCCGUCAACUAUUCAGAGUCCAACUCCUCAGAUUCUACCAAAAGCCAACCACAUAGCAACCAAGAAACAAGUGACAGUGAAAUGGAGAUAGAAGCGGAGCAUUACACCAAUGGAGUUGUCGAGGGCUCAACCACUCGGAUCAUGAACGGCACCUACAAACACGAAGAGAUCCUUCAACCAGACGACAACAGCAUCGGCAACGGGAUGACAGACGAAGAGUGCUGUAACGGCAGACAGCUGUGCGCUGGGAACCAAGCGGCCACUGAGAGGAUGAUCCAGUUUGGACGGGAGCUGCAGGCGCUCAGUGAACAGUUGUGUCGAGAAUAUGGAAAGAACAACACGCACAAAAAGAUGUUACAGGAUGCUUUUAGCCUGCUUGCAUACUCCGACCCAUGGAACUGCCCCGUUGGACAGCAGUUGGACCCCACACAGAGAGAGGCACUCUGCUCUGCACUCAACAGCGCCAUACUGGACUCCCAGAAUCUGCCGAAGCAGCCGCCGUUGAUGUUAGCCCUCGGUCAGGCCACAGAGUGUGUGGAGCUCAUGGCCAGACCUACAUCCAGGGUGAUGUGA
Molecule: messenger RNA, 1812 nt
Organism: Knipowitschia caucasica
Lineage: Eukaryota; Metazoa; Chordata; Actinopteri; Gobiiformes; Gobiidae
Source: the annotation of a GenBank genome assembly